AUGCGCUUCAGCUAUAGAGCAGCGGCGGCUCUGCUCGCAACUGCGCUUGCGUCAGAUGUUCACGAUUUAAAAACAGAUACCUUCAAGGACUUUGUUUCGACGAAUAGCCUAGCGUUGAUCGAGUUCUUCGCACCAUGGUGCGGUCACUGCAAAGCUCUAGCCCCAGAGUAUGAGGAGGCUGCUACACAACUGAAGGAGAAAAAUGUGGCCUUGGCCAAGGUGGACUGCACAGUCGAAGCAGACCUAUGCAGAGAAUACGGUGUUGAGGGCUACCCAACCGUCAAGGUGUUCCGUGGUCCAGACAACAUUAAACCAUAUCAGGGCGCCAGAAAAGCCCCUGCUAUCGUUUCCUAUAUGACGAAGCAACAAUUACCAGCUGUCUCUAUCCUUACAAAAGAUACCCUCGAAGAAUUCAAGACAACUGACAAGGUCGUCCUUGUUGCCUACUUCGCAUUAGACGAUAAGACCUCGAACCAGACAUACUCAGCCCUUGCCGAGAGCCUACGAGACGAGUACAUCUUCGGUGCAACCAGUGAUCCUGAGCUUGCAUCAGCUGAAGGUGCCAAGCAGCCUGCGGUUGUUCUAUACAAGGACUUCGACGAAGGCAAGGAUGUUCACCUAGGAGAAUUCACAGAAGAGGCCAUCGCAUCGUUCGCCAAGGUUGCAUCCACUCCUUUGGUUGGAGAAGUUGGUCCAGAGACCUACCAGGGCUAUAUGGCAGCUGGAAUUCCUCUGGCCUAUAUCUUCAGCGAGACUGCGGAGGAGCGAGCUGAGCUUGCAAAGAUAUUGAAACCAGUUGCAGAAAAGUACAAGGGCAAGAUCAACUUUGCUACCAUCGACGCAAAGGCGUUCGGUGCUCAUGCUGGUAACCUCAACCUCCCAACCGACAAGUGGCCAUCUUUCGCCCUUCAGGACACCGUGACCGAUCAGAAGUAUCCAUUUGAUGGUCACAAACUCACAGAGAAGAAGAUUGGUGCCUUCGUCAAGGAAUACGUCGAUGGCAAGCUCAAGCCGUCUGUUAAGUCUGAGCCCGUACCCGACAAGAAUGAUGGUCCAGUCACCGUUCUGGUCGCCACUACGUUUAAAGAGCUUGUUGUCGAGUCCUCCGGCAAGGACGUGCUUGUAGAGUUCUACGCUCCUUGGUGCGGACACUGCAAGGCUCUUGCUCCUACAUAUGACCAGUUGGGAGAGCUAUAUCAGUCUCAUGGUUUCGGCGACAAGGUCGUCAUUGCCAAGGUUGAUGCUACCACCAACGACGUUCCAGAGAAAAUCCAGGGCUUCCCUACCAUCAAAUUGUAUCCAGCCGCCGCCAAGAACCAGCCAGUCGAUUACUCUGGCUCACGAACAUUGGAGGAUCUGGCCAAUUUCAUCAAGGACAAUGGCAGCAACAAGGUUGAUGUUCUAUCUGCUCAAUCCAAGUCUUCCAAGGAUACUGAGGACGACGACACUGUCAUGUCAGAUAUUCCUGAAUCUAUGGCCAGGGCUGCACCAGCUGCAACUGAGAGCGCUUCUGGUGCUGCCGCGGCAGUCAAAGAUGCUAUAAAGGGGGCUGCAGAGGUGGUCGGCACCUUCAUUGAUGACAGUGAUAUCCCUCAGGAUCACCAUGACGAGCUAUAG
Molecule: messenger RNA, 1617 nt
Organism: Lithohypha guttulata
Lineage: Eukaryota; Fungi; Ascomycota; Eurotiomycetes; Chaetothyriales; Trichomeriaceae
Gene: PDI1
Product: protein disulfide-isomerase precursor
Exons: 3
Coding region: 1-1617 (538 amino acids)
Biological process (GO): protein folding; response to endoplasmic reticulum stress
Cellular component (GO): endoplasmic reticulum
Molecular function (GO): protein disulfide isomerase activity
Source: RefSeq, a predicted model, not a curated record